AUAAUCCCUUUGGACCAGGGUAUUAUUCACGUUGGAAGACAUCUUUAUCAGAUAAGUUCUCCACACUGACUGAUGACGAGGUGUCCGUGUUAUUCUGUUUUCUGUGUUCUGACUCCGGUCCUCCUGACUUCUCUGACACAGAGUGGAUGGACUUACUUAAUGAGAUGCGACAGUUAGUGUACCGUAACACUUUAACACGUGAGGAAGUACAACAGACUCUGGACAGACUGAAGUCAUGUGAUUACCUCUGGGAUGAUCAGGACAAAAUAACGGAGGACACAAAGGACGAGACAAUGUAUAGGAUAACAUCAAUAAAAUAUUAUAUACCAUUCUAUUACAGUAGUUAUGACACAGCUAGUGUGUACCUGAGAUCAGAGGAAUACAACAGAAAACCUAGAGAGAAGUGUGUCCGUAGUCGUGGCUGUAAUGACUUACUGAUACUCCGUCUACAGAUGAACAUACUGACUCACGUCACCAUGGAGGACACGAGUAUUUAUAAUAAGAUACCCCAGAUAUUGAAUGUUUCGAACCAAAUCCUAAAGGAGAGUGAAGAUAAAAGGAAAGAAUUUCUAUCGGAUCUAAGAAAAGGAGGGGCGGCUGUACAUUACAGAGGAAGAUCACAUGACAGUAUAGAUCACGUGACGUGGCUCUGGAGGUACAAUUACUGGGCGAGACCUGACAUCGUGAGAUCUUGUAUAGGUCUACAUCCACACUGGGACAUUUACAUCAUCGACAACAAAGCUUACAGGAAAACAAGUAAGUAGUCAUUGAGAUACAAAGAUUCCCUGAAAUAUACAUUUCAUAUGCACCAGUUCCUUUGUUCGAUUUAUACAUGUGGUUUGUUUGUCGG
Messenger RNA from Saccostrea cuccullata (small rock oyster), 850 nucleotides. RefSeq lists its product as uncharacterized. The record is from RefSeq and is a predicted model, not a curated record. The annotation marks the transcript as partial. Lineage: Eukaryota; Metazoa; Mollusca; Bivalvia; Ostreida; Ostreidae. The transcript has 3 exons.